AUGAUUGCAUUUCACAAAAUUAGACCACUUAUGAACAGAGUCCUUGUCAAGAAGGUUGAGCCACUCACCAAGACCAAGGGAGGUAUUCUUUUACCAGAGAGCAACAAAGAUUAACUCAACUUUGGAACUGUUAUCUCAGUUGGCCCAGGUAGACACCAAGAGAAUGGUCAACUCAGACCAGUUUUCGUCAAAGAAGGAGACACCGUACUUCUCCCUGAAUACGGUGGUAGCAAAGUGACUCUUGCUGAUAACCAAGAUUAUUACAUCUACAGAGACGAUGAUAUCGUAGGUACCCUCCACGACCCAACCAAAUGA
This is a messenger RNA of Stylonychia lemnae, 315 nucleotides long. The record is from the annotation of a GenBank genome assembly. NCBI's taxonomy places the organism in Eukaryota, Ciliophora, Spirotrichea, Sporadotrichida, Oxytrichidae.